AAAGACAUGCACCAGGAGAAGGAGACUAAAGGGAGGGCGCAGAGAUUUUGGAACCAGGACAAUGGCACCCAAAGGUAUAAAAGGUUGGUAGGUGGGGUGAAAUCAGGUCAGGAGCAAUUUGGACACACACAGGAUUUACACUGUCGGUCAUGGCUGACUUUGACUGCGUUUUGAAGUGCUGGGGCCCCGUAGAGGCUGAUUACAGUGGCAUGGGAAACUUGGUGCUCACCCGUCUGUUCACAGAGCACCCCGAGACUCAGAAGCUCUUCCCCAAAUUUGUGAGCAUCCCUCAGGGGGAGCUGAGCGGCAACGCUGCCGUCUCCGCUCAUGGGGCCACUGUCCUGAAGAAGCUGGGUGAGCUGCUCAAAGCCAAGGGGAACCACGCUGCCAUCCUGAAACCUCUGGCCAACACUCACGCCAACAAGCACAAGAUCGCCCUCGGAAACUUCAAGCUGAUCACAGAGAUCAUCGUGAAGGUGAUGGCGGAGAAGGCGGGGCUGGAUGCUGCGGGACAACAGGCCUUCAGAAAUGUCAUGGCCACGGUCAUCGCUGACAUCGACGCCAACUACAAAGAGCUGGGAUUCGCCGGCUGAAAUCGAAAUCAGAUCCAACGUUGGCUGCACCUGAUAACUCUUAGUGAUGUAACAAUGGUGUCCGGUUUCCAGUUUGAUCCUAAUAUUUUCUUGAGUAAAUCACUAUAAACAUUAUGAACAUGCGUUUCAAAUAGUUUAGCAAUAAAUGGCAUCUUUGUUUCAGUUCGUUUUUCGUUGCCGUCCAAACUGUAAUUAUGUUCCUCAAUAAAAAACUGUAAAAAGUGAAUCUGGAGUUAAAUAUAUUGUCGUCUGCCUUGUGUCUUGGAGUAGAAUGAAUGAAACUUGGCAACAAUUUCACAAAAAAGAACUUAGAUACAACAGUUUUAAAGAGGUUCAUGUCUCUUAACAAUAAAAAAGGAGUUU
Messenger RNA from Periophthalmus magnuspinnatus, 956 nucleotides. RefSeq names its product myoglobin (gene mb). Bases 150 to 593 code for a protein of 147 amino acids. Lineage: Eukaryota; Metazoa; Chordata; Actinopteri; Gobiiformes; Gobiidae. Gene Ontology annotation, biological process: oxygen transport. Gene Ontology annotation, molecular function: oxygen binding; heme binding. The record is from RefSeq and is a predicted model, not a curated record. The transcript has 4 exons. Gene Ontology annotation, cellular component: extracellular exosome.